This is a messenger RNA of Canariomyces notabilis, 1272 nucleotides long. RefSeq lists its product as uncharacterized. The record is from RefSeq and is a predicted model, not a curated record. Bases 1 to 1272 code for a protein of 423 amino acids. Lineage: Eukaryota; Fungi; Ascomycota; Sordariomycetes; Sordariales; Chaetomiaceae. The transcript has 2 exons.
AUGCCACCCUAUAACACCCGUCACAAGACUGUGUCGCUGCAGACACUGGGCAUUCGAGUCCCUGGAACACAGACCCCCCGUGCCUCCACCACGAAUCGAGCUUCUCCGACCAGCGCCUCUCCGGUAUCCAUGGCUUCGCCAGCAUCGCUCUCAAGAGAUGACCAACCUCCAGCAAAAAAGUUAAAACGAGGCGCCAGCGAAGAGUCCGACGACGCGCCGACUUUGGAGCGGUUGCCCCGGAGCCGCGACGGUGCGGCCAAGCUCGACAACACUCCGCCACCCUCACCGCCCGCCGAGCGGCCCUCCGUCGAAAUGGGAGACGAAGAUCCGGUUCCCAAGGUCAUGGAUUUGGAAGGUAUAAAUGAUGAAAUAGUUGAGGCUGUCAUCACACGAUUGCAAAAUACCGGGAAUCGCCCUCAUUUGGUGAAGGAGUUGGCUGCAGUUUUGCUGCAGCAACUGAAAGUGGUUCAGCAAUCCGCAAACCCGUGCGCCAUCAUCUCGUCCCGGCUAGCGACCUACCUAAAGCGCCCGGGCUGGUCGGCCCUAGCCCCAUGCCCGCUAGCCAAGGAGCUGGAGUCGGUUCAUCCCCGCCGCACAUACUUCUAUUUGACCACUUGCCCCCGCCAACCGUUACCCGACCCGGCCCAGGCUGCGUCGCCCGAUCAUCUCAUUCACGGCCGAACCAUUGUCUCACCCAGUCCGUCGAGCGCGGGGUCCAGCUCGGCUGAAGAGUCCGACCUGGAAAGGCGGCGCGAACUCAGCCCGAGUCCCGAGGUCGACCUGUCAAGCCCGGAGCUCGACGACAUGGAUGACGACUUUGGCAUGCCCAGCACCCCAAUCGGCUCCUUCUCCCUCCGCGGGGGCUUCUACAUGCCCCCGCCACGCCUCAUACACGGCGAGUCUGGGCGCAACCACCGAGGGGCAUCGCCGCCACUAGAGAAGGAUGAAAAGGAGUUCACCCAGACGGCCGACGGUCUGCAGAAGCGCCUGCAAAAGCGCAAGCUGGGUGGCGAGCCGCCAAGCGACCAGACGGUGAGCAUAGAUCUCGAAAGGGACGAAAGCUCGCUGUUUGGUGUCAUGUCGGUCGGCAACCUGAGCGGCAUCUCCUUCGUAUCCAGUCCCGCGAUUCGCCCUUCCGCAGUCUCUAUCGCCUUCGGGAGGAAAGAGGGCGAACUGGAUAGCUGGCCCAAGCUAGAUGGCAUGUUGGAGUGGGACCGCAGUCCGGAGAACAUUGAGCUCGACGAGCUCGAUGGGCUCUUGGAUGAUUACUAA